Colossoma macropomum (tambaqui) is the source of this 2616-nucleotide messenger RNA. RefSeq names its product guanine nucleotide binding protein (G protein) alpha 12a (gene gna12a). Bases 480 to 1634 code for a protein of 384 amino acids. Gene Ontology annotation, molecular function: GTPase activity; G-protein beta/gamma-subunit complex binding; guanyl nucleotide binding. Gene Ontology annotation, cellular component: brush border membrane; heterotrimeric G-protein complex. NCBI's taxonomy places the organism in Eukaryota, Metazoa, Chordata, Actinopteri, Characiformes, Serrasalmidae. The transcript is spliced from 4 exons. Gene Ontology annotation, biological process: adenylate cyclase-modulating G protein-coupled receptor signaling pathway; Rho protein signal transduction. The record is from RefSeq and is a predicted model, not a curated record.
AGAGCUCAACUUUUUCCAAGUCAGCUCGCGCCGAGACUCAAAAAAGGAGAAGAAAAGUAACUUUUACCUGAAGUAAUCCUGCCUGGGGGUCUCCACUUUUUUCUGUGAGUAACGGGUCUUGUUUGGAAGUCAUGCAAAGCGUUCUGAACACUUUUCGAUCGCGUGAGGAACUUCAAUGAAGACUUUUGCUCAUUAUUUCCUCUCAGGAAUGGUUAUUUUUUCGUUCUCAUGGGCUAACAUGCCUCUCCGAGUCUCUCUGUUUUCAUAGCUGAGCUGUGGCUGUGCUGUGCUGAGCGGGCUGUGGCUGUUCGCUCGGUGGUCUUCGCUGCUUCACGGAUGCUCAUUGAACCCACAGGUCGCCGCCUCGGUCCGGUCUAUGCAGCCGCGGGAACAAAAGAGAGCGAGAAGUCAGCCGCGACUUUCAUGAAGGCGAGCUGGUAGCGCGACUCGGUCGUUUUUCUGCACGACUUUUGGACGCGAUGGCCGGCGUGGUGCGCAGCCUCAGCCGCUGUCUGCUGCCCGCCGAGGCCCCCCAGGAGAGGAGCAGCGGGAAGGAGGGCGCGCGGGCUCGUGAUGCCAACCAGGAGCGCGAGGCCAAGCGCCGGAGUCGCGAGAUCGAUGCCAUGCUGGCGCGCGAGAGGCGCUCGGUCCGCCGCCUCGUCAAGAUCCUCCUGCUGGGAGCGGGAGAGAGCGGCAAGUCCACUUUCCUCAAACAGAUGAGGAUUAUUCACGGCAGGGAGUUCGACCAGAAAGCUCUGCUGGACUUCAGAGACACCAUCUUCGAGAAUAUCAUCAAGGGCAUGCGGGUGUUGGUGGACGCCCGGGACAAGCUGGGUGUCCCAUGGCAGAACUCAGAGAACGAGAAGCAUGGCAUGUUUGUGAUGUCGUUCGAGAACAAGGCGGGCUUGCCAGUAGAGCCCUGCACCUUCCAGCUGUAUGUGCCCGCCCUGCAGGCACUGUGGGGUGACUCGGGCAUCCAGCAAGCGUACGGGCGCAGGAGCGAGUUCCAGCUGAGUGAAUCGGUGAAGUAUUUCCUGGACAACUUGGAUCGGAUUGGGCAAUUGAAUUAUGUCCCAAGUCGUCAGGACAUCCUACUGGCCAGGAAAGCCACCAAGGGCAUUGUGGAACACGACUUUAUCAUCAAAAAGAUCCCCUUUAAGAUGGUGGACGUGGGUGGCCAGCGGUCACAAAGGCAGAAGUGGUUCCAGUGCUUUGACGGCAUCACCUCCAUUCUCUUCAUGGUCUCGUCCAGCGAGUACGACCAGGUGCUGAUGGAGGACCGCCGCACCAACCGCCUGGUGGAGUCCAUGAACAUCUUUGAAACCAUCGUCAACAACAAGCUCUUCUCCAAUGUCUCCAUCAUCCUCUUCCUUAACAAGAUGGACCUGCUAGUGGAGAAAGUGGCCAAGGUCAGCAUCAAUAAGUACUUCUCCGACUUCCGUGGAGACCCACACCGGCUGGAGGAUGUGCAGGCCUACCUGGUGCAGUGCUUCAACCGGAAGCGCCGCAACCGCAGCAAGCCCCUAUUCCACCACUUUACGACAGCCAUCGACACAGAGAACAUCCGCUUCGUUUUCCAUGCCGUCAAGGACACCAUCUUGCAGGAGAACCUCAAAGACAUCAUGCUGCAGUGACUGAGAAAUCUCUGCCAGCCUGAUGGAACUCUGCCACUGUAAUUUUGCCACUGUGAGAGGAAACUGCCUUCUGGACAUCAUUUCUAGCCAGUUUCAGCAGGCUAGAUGAAUAGGUAAUAAACAGCGAUAAUAUUGGUUAUGUAACUAGUAUUACUGCUUUUAUGUAAGAUAGCACCAACCAUGUGGUCAACUGUUUGAAAAAAAGAGACUAUUGGGCUAUUGUAAGGACUUGUACCACUAUGUAAAUGAUUAGGGUGAGACCACAGAGAAUCGAGACAAGUUGUCUGUUUAGUAGAACUGAAAUUAUGACAGUAGCAUGUGAAUAUGGACAUUUGCAAUAUGAAUAUUUGAAAAAAACACUGAGAUUUGUUUGUAUGUAUAUGUGUAUGUAUGUGGAGGAAAACGGAGGCGAGCAGCAAGUGAGCAAGUGUAAAAGCUUCAAAUUCUGAUUCGAGCUUAUUGCAUUUAGAGAUGCUGCAAUGGAGUUAGUCAUGAUGAAGCUGAAAUUAAUCACGGACGUCCUGACUGCUCCUAAUCACGCUUCAUCUGUUUUCCUCUGCAAUGCUGUACAAAAGGCCUUAUUAAUUAAAAACAAUGGGGACCUUAGUGAAGCCAAGAACAUCUGACAGUGUUGUACGUCAGCAAGUAAAAAUGGCUCAACCCAAAAAUUUCUUCCGUGGCAAACUUUGAGCAUCUCUUUAUGGAUGUACAUUCCCAUUGCUUUCUCAAUCUCACAACAUUAUCCAAGCACUUCUGAUUCUGACCACAUCAUUUCUUCAACAACUACCCACCGAAAAGCUUUGUAGCUACUCUUCUGCACUAACAUUUACAUUUGACCCCUAGGUGUUGAAAUUUUCCAUAUUAUUUCAAUGUAAUAGCAGUUUUAUAUGCAAACUCAAGUGGGUCCUUCAGGAGUGUUAUCUCUGAAUUUAAGCAAGACGUUAUGCAAAAUGUGUGUAAUUAAUUAAACAGGGUUUUUUGU